GCAUAACAGUGACGGCUCGGCCCUCACUCUUCCAUCUGUACAUCUUCCAUCCCUUCAUCAUCCACCAGGAGAACAGUGUGGCCCAGUACAACAACAGCACUCAGGUACCGUAUCGGAAGUGUUGUUGCUACGUUGAACACCGGUGCGACAUCUCACUUCAACCAACUGGCACGGGUGGAAAGUUGAAUUCAUUAACAGAUUUUUGGCCGUAGCCAUGACGACAGACUCCUCACUCCUCAACUCCGAGCUGGACUUAGAGCAGCAAGAGGAGCUGUAUCAACAGCUGCUGUUACAGACCGUGGGAAAGAUGCAGACUGAAAACCCAGACUCCAAAGUAAUCCGACCACAACCUGGCAUGUGCGUGAAGACUGUCUCAGAGCCAGGCAAGCAGAAGGUCUUUGUCAACAUCUGUCAGUCAAACUCCGUCCCGCUGCCACCUGAACUCUCCAGAGAGGAGCUGGUGGAGCUGCUCCAGUCAGAAGAUCCAAGCGGCUUCAGAGUUCCCAUGAGCCUCGGCGAGCCACACGCAGAAGUAGACAACAAUUCUCAGGGUUGCACAGCAUAUGAUGUGGUCAUCAACCAGGAGUUCUUCCAGAAGUGCCAGAUGGAUCCCUUGUUCCAGCAGUUUGUUAUCCUGGUGUCUUUAGAGGGUUUGGAGAACAAAUACAAUCUGGAGCUAAGUAGAGACUGGAAGGUGCUGAAAAACAGAAAGUUCUUGGGUUCUGUUAGCGAGCAAAACAUCCGGACGAAGAGCAGGCCAGUGAUUCAAGAGCUGCAGCCUCAGGAGAGCUCCACUGUUACAGCCAAAAGACCAGAGUUCACCUUGCUUGUAGAGCCCCCUGCUGGUGAUCCAGAGUACCUCAUUGCAGAAAUAAACCUACCCGGAGUGCCGUCGUCUCGCUCUCUGGUUCUGGACGUCGGAGAGGACCGCCUGGUGGUGACGGCUCGGCCCUCACUCUUCCAUCUGGACAUCUUCCAUCCCUUCAUCAUCCACCAGGAGAACAGUGUGGCCCAGUACAACAACAGCACUCAGAUACUUACAGUCACUAUGCCCGUGGUGUCUUCAUGAAACUGCGUAAAUAACGUCCAGUUAUUUAUUUUUUUGUUCCAAAAUGUCGCUGUCAUAAUUAAAGUGUGUUUUUUUUUUAUAAAAUCA
Molecule: messenger RNA, 1156 nt
Organism: Perca fluviatilis (European perch)
Lineage: Eukaryota; Metazoa; Chordata; Actinopteri; Perciformes; Percidae
Gene: pih1d1
Product: PIH1 domain containing 1
Exons: 12
Coding region: 215-1069 (284 amino acids)
Biological process (GO): rRNA processing; box C/D snoRNP assembly
Cellular component (GO): ribonucleoprotein complex; cytoplasm; R2TP complex
Source: RefSeq, a predicted model, not a curated record